Messenger RNA from Leptomonas pyrrhocoris, 4015 nucleotides. Its product is annotated as putative protein kinase. Gene Ontology annotation, cellular component: cytoplasm; nucleus. Gene Ontology annotation, biological process: intracellular signal transduction; protein autophosphorylation; peptidyl-serine phosphorylation. NCBI's taxonomy places the organism in Eukaryota, Euglenozoa, Kinetoplastea, Trypanosomatida, Trypanosomatidae. Gene Ontology annotation, molecular function: calmodulin binding; ATP binding; calcium-dependent protein serine/threonine kinase activity. The coding region runs from base 248 to 4015 and encodes 1255 amino acids. The transcript has a single exon. The record is from RefSeq and is a predicted model, not a curated record.
GCUCAACCUUUUAGAGAACUACGGUGCGCGAGCAGCACCGUUAACAACGAAAUUCAGUUUCUUCCUUUUGCUUCGAUGUGAAGAAGUUGUUCUCAUCAUCUAGAAUCGGAAGACAGAUCUCUUCAUUUUUUUUUAAAUACACUUUUGGAGGUAGAGUAGUACGCAUAUUUACUUUUAGAAGCACGCAACCGCUGCUUUUUACAACAUUAAACUUCGUUAACGCUUUGCAGAUUUGUAGAGUGUCAAGAUGUACCAUUCUUCCUCACGGACGCCGCCGCGAAGUGGCGCAAUUUCGAUGCCGCGGGACAUGUCGCAGACGCCGGCGAUCGCUCGUUUAGGAAGCACGGUGAAAACGCCACGCAUUCAAAAAUGUCAAGUCGACCACGCCGAGGACGACGAGCACCCGUUAGAGCACAUGACUGUGUACUUUGAGGAAGAAGACUUGAGGCUGGUCACGACAGGCUUGCUUGGAAAGGGUGGAUUUGGAAAGGUUUUUGAUGCUGUAUCAAACAGCGGGGAGACGUUUGCGCUAAAGGUCUCGUCGAAGCAAAUGAGCGAGAACGACUGGAAGCGGCUGAAGGAGGAGGUAACGCUGAUGAGCCAUUUCUCAAGGCACCCAAACAUCGUUAAGUUUUACGCGGCUGCCAGGGACGAGGAUCGUGCCUACGUCGUAAUGGAGCGCUGCGCGGGAAAGUCGCUCCACGACGUGAUCGCCUAUAGGAACCUGGAUAUUCCGGAGAUUUUGUGGAUAGGGUGGUCGCUGGUGAGCACCAUCUCGUACAUCCACUCAAAAGGUUGCAUUCAUAGGGACUUGAAGCCGCAGAACCUUCUCUUCGACAACGAAGGCAACCUGAAAAUCACAGAUUUUGGUCUCUCUAGUCGCAUCUCGGAAGCGCACCCACGUAAGACUGUCGCAGGCACUGCGAUGUACAUGGCCCCUGAAAUGGCGAACGAGGUGUACAAGCGCAUGACGAAGAACUCUGAGGCGCCGUCGCUUAGUUACGGCAAAGAGGUCGAUACAUGGAGCAUUGGCGUGGUGCUGUACGUCUUAAUGACUCGCAUGAAUCCGUACCUCGAUGCGAUGGAACGGAAAGGUAUGCGUCAACUGGACAAGGAACAGAAGACACUGGCGCUGUUCAACGCGGUCGCCGGUGCUGCGUGGAGCUGGCCGCCAGACUGGAAAGGUGACGCGCCGCUGUGCCGCCUUGUCGAGCGGAUUCUGCACCGCGAAUCUUGCAAGCGCGCAACUCUGAUGGAGGUGUUGGAGGACUCUGUAUGGAAUCGCCGUCCGUUGUCGUGCCCGCUUUCGCUUCUGCAGAAGCUGAACCUACUCGAGCCGUCUCUCUCAAACGGCCAGGCUCUCACCAAUUUGGGUGAGAACAUGCAACUGGGCGCGAAACGCACGGCGGAGGCGGUUGUACGGGAUGGGAUCGGGCGCAUUGAGGCGACGGAGCAGCGCGGUCGGUCGCAGAUUGAGCUGGAAUAUAACGAAACGUACAAUAUCUUGUGGGACCUGCUCACUCUCUCGCGCGCGGAAAGCGACGCCAGGGUGGACAUCGUACAGGCGGAAAGCGUGCAGCGAGGUAAGCUGCGCAAUCAGAUGCUUACCCGUCGCUACACCCGCACGCGUGGUGGGAGUGUGUCACUGGUGUCCGAGGCUCCCGAGCGGACUUCUGCCGCCCCGCGCGUUUCGCGAUCUGCUCGGCGCAGCGUGAGCUUGGCAGAUGAGAUUGCCGGGGGCAACAUCGUGCCCUCCAGUCCAGAUCAGUACGCUGUUGUGUACCCCGGCCGUGACACAGCCACACGGUGGAAUCUGCGCCCCGUUGUGUCGCUUCCUCGCGACAUGACCGACGAAAUCGAGCGUGAAUUCCGAUGCAUGAACGGGCACGUUAUGACCAAGUUGACCUCAAUGCCCCACGGUUACGAGGGGUUUGACUGCAACGUGUGCGACCGCGGAAUUCUGAAGAUCACCGGCGACACGCCCGCCUUCCGCUGCUACAAGUGCGACUACGAUGUUUGCAUGAAGUGCGCCUACUCUGGUAGGUUCAAAGACGUCAACUUCGUUUGUGUGACGUGCGCCAAGAAAUUCACCUCGUCCGCGAAGCUGCAGGCGCAUUCGCUGCGGUGCCGUGGGCCCAGCGAAAGCCCGUCACCGCGCCGCUCCUCGCGCAUGAACACGAUGUUGUGGGAUGAGGCCCAGCGGCCGAGCUUGCUGGACGUGCAGCUGCCCGAAUCGUCAGACAACGAGCCCAGUCCGCGUACCACCGGCCGACGCUCGGGGCGACCCACGUACGGCCGCACUUCCGACGGUGGGCGCAUCACCGUUGGCGAGCAAAACGUGCGCAGUCCGGAGGACUUCGACGCCGCCGUGGCGAAACACGAGGAGGCGAACUUUCCACAAAUUAGCACCCGCCUUUCCGCCUUGGCUCGCGAGUCGACCCAGCAGCGCCGACAUAGUCGAGGCAGCAGCAGCCGGCGUGGCCGCGGCUCCCCCAACGACAGCAUUUCGUUUGAUUUGCCGCCGCAGGUGCAGGUGCCGAGCAAGGAAUCGCGCCAAAAACUGCAGCCGCGCAGCUCCGCCGAACUGCAGGACAUCAUCCAGGAGGUGGAGCAACAGAAGCAGGCGUUGCAGAACGACCCGUUGCUGUCUGCUCCGGCGACACCGCCACGGUACAACGAUAAAGGAGAGAUCAUAGGCAUCGCUGCCAGACGUCGAGCGGAAAGCGUGGAGAUGGCCCGGUUGGAGGUGAUCACGAUUCGCGCAGAGGCGGCGGACCGGCCCCGCGACAUGCAGCGCCAGCCACGGGUACCACGCAGCACCUCAGCAUUGCGUGGCCAGAGUAGUGCGCCAAGCUCCUACAAGCGCGGACGUGAGGCGGGGGCAUCGACGCCCACGCCUCCACCAGCGCCACCGAAGCGUGCUGCGGCGGAAGGGAACCUUGGCGAGAAACCUGCCGGGCUGCCACCGCAGGCGCUCCGCGGUCCCGGGCGGCAGCAGACCCGCGCGCCAUCAGUCAGCGGGCACACCGCCCAAGGCGGUCCACCGCUGCCCCGACGCGGCCCCGCUGCGCCGUCCCCGGCGGCGACGCUGGCGGCGCACAUUAACGCGUUCCAAACGCCCGCCGCCAUCCCGCCAAAGAACUUUGGCACGAUCCGGCAGUCACGGUACUCCAUGACAAACGCGAUGCCGAGCGCCAACAUCGAUGCAGAUCCCGGCAUAGCGAUACCCAGUCUUGCUUCCACCCUUGGCCGCGCAGCACCAGCUCCUACCGCGUCUCGCAGCCACGCCCUGAGUCGGUCGAGUGGCGGCUUCUUGGCGUUGCCUCGCGAGGAGCACAACCGCCAACAAUUCCUCGAUGACUUCCUUAGCGGUGGUUGGGUUCGUUUCUACUCCUUCACCAACGAGGACACCGUAGUGAUGUACUACUCCCUGCAGCCCGGCCGCUACGGGGCUAUGUUCCCCACCGAGGCCGGCGUUGGCACGGCGGUGCUGGACAUGUACUCCAAACUGGUGUUGUACGUGCCCUGCAUGAACAACGAGAGCACCAAUCGCAAUCAGCCGCACCCGCACGUGCAGACCUUCUACGACGAGGAGGCGCGCAUCCUCAGUCUUUCUGAGGCUCAGCGAUACUUAGGCGGCGUGCUGCGCUGCAUCACUGGUUUCGUUGAUGAGUUCACCCGGCUGAGGGCGGAGGGCCUGACACCUGCUGCCGUUCACGCAGCCUACGUGCAUCACCGCAACAUGGCACACGUACCGCGCGACACCAAAUUUGUGUACAUCCGCAAAGUCUUCCCGGACCCUGCAGGCGCGUUCACUCUUUUCCGGCUCUCCAACUUGCGGUCGCAAGUCGUGUGCAACGCCUUGGUGGACAUUCGCUGGCAGAGCGACAGGCGUCACAACGUCGGUCAAAAGUACUACAUCAACUCAGACGGUUCCGCCGAGCCUUUUGUGGUGGAUCAGACGGGCAUUCUUUCGCAGGUGGAAACGGUACUGAACAACAAUUUUAGACGUUAG